CUGGCGCGGGCCCGAGCGCGGGCGCCGGCCAUGCUCAUCACGCUGUGUUACCUGUACCUGUGGGCGCGCUGGGGGCGCCGGCCGGCCGCGCUGGUGCGGUCCACGGUGCGGCGGCUGCGUGCUUCGCGCUGCUCCUUCACCUUCUGCCGCGCGGCCGCUCAGCCCGGAGGCGCGCUCGUGUGCCUGAGCCGGGGCGGCCGCGUCUUCUGCGUCGGCGAGAGCCAGUCUGUUGAUGACUUGAACAAAUGGGCCCUGUUUCUGGUGUCUCCCUUCAUACUUGAGGCAGAACAUAUAGCGUUUGUGACAGAGAGCAUUUGGGUACAAGGCACCAGUUUCCAGGAGCCAUUGUCUUCAGAAACCGUUGUAAAAUGGUCGGACUGCUGUUUGCCGUUAGCUUGCCGACCUGGGGACCCCUACCAGUUAAUUGCUAAAGCAAGCGUGGACAACUUCAGCAAGCUCGGGGCGGCUUUCAUGGAGGACAGGCUCCAGAUGGAUAACGGCCUGAUAGCACAGAAGAUCGUGUCAGUCCACUUAAAGGAGCCUGCUCUGAAGGAACUUGGCAAGGCCUCCGACAAGCAAGUGCAGGCCCCAGUCCUGGGCCCUGAAGCUUCCUCUGAGGCCCAGCCUGCCCAAGGUGCCAUGGAGAAUGCUGGCCAGGGUGACUGGAAGGCUGGUGAUGAAGGCCCUUCCCCAUGGAAGAGGGGCUGUGCCCCUGGAAGUGAGCCUGCUGGAGAUGGAGAUCCAGGGCCGAGCUCUGUGGAGCUCUGUCAGCUCCACCUGUCCAGCUGCCACGAAUGUUUGGAGCUUGAGAAUAGCACCAUUGAGUCAGUGAGGUGUGCGUCUGCGGAGAGCAUUCCAGACCUUCCCUGUGUUCGCAGCAGCAGCAGCAGCAGCAGCAGCAGCAGCAUGGAGGGUGCUUCGGGCAAACUCUGUUCUGAGUGGAAAGCGAGGAGAGUCAACGUUUCUGGAAAGGCGCCCAAUAUCCUGCUGUAUGUGGGCUCUGGUUCCGAGGAAGCCCUGGGCCGGCUCCAGCAGGUGCGGUCUGUCCUGACCGACUGUGUGGACACGGACAGCUACACUCUCUACCACCUGCUGGAAGACAGCGCUCUGAGGGACCCGUGGCCCGACAACUGCCUCCUGUUAGUUAUCGCCAGCAGGGAUCCUAUCCCCAAAGACAUAUACCACAAGUUCAUGACCUAUCUUUCUCAGGGAGGGAAGGUGCUGGGCCUGUCUUCCCCCUUCACGUUCGGUGGCUUUCGGGUGACCAGGAGAGACGUGCUGCGGAACACAGCCCAGAACUUGGUUUUCUCUAAGGCUGAUGGGAGUGAGGUUCGGCUCAGUGUUCUGAGCAGCGGCUACGUUUAUGAGGAAGGCCCGAGCCCAGGCAGGCUCCAGGGCUACCUGGAGAAUGAAGACAAGGAUACGAUGGUUGUGCAUGUGCCUUUUGGAACCUGCGGAGGGGAAGCCAUUCUCUGCCAGGUGUAUCUGGAGCUCCCUCCAAGCGCUUCCCUGGUGCAAACCGCAGACGACUUUAAUGUGCUCAAAUCCAGCAACAUGAGAAGACAUGAGGUCCUUAAGGAGAUCCUUACUGCCCUUGGUCUGAGCUGUGACACACCACAGGUUCCCACCUUAACUCCAUUGUACUUACUGCUGGCUGCUGAGGAAAUCCAGGAUCCGUUUAUGCAGUGGCUCAGGAGACACGUGGAUCCUGAAGGAAUCAUAAAAUCCAGCAAGCUCUCCCUUCAGUUUGUUUCCUCCUACACGUCUGAAGCUGAGAUCACCCCGUCUUCCAUCCCCGUAGUCACCGACCCGGCCUUCUCAUCAGAGCACUUUAACCUCGAGACCUAUCGACAGAAUCUGCAGACCACGCGCCUUGGGAAAGUAAUUCUGUUUGCAGAAGUGACCUCCACAACCAUGAGUCUCCUGGAUGGGUUGAUGUUUGAGAUGCCGCAGGAAAUGGGCUUAAUCGCCAUCGCAGUCCGGCAGACCCAGGGCAAAGGAAGGGGCCCAAAUGCCUGGCUGAGCCCUGUGGGAUGUGCCCUUUCCACUCUGCUGCUCUCCGUCCCCCUGAGGUCACAGCUGGGACAGAGGAUUCCAUUUGUCCAGCAUUUGAUGUCCCUGGCUGUGGUGGAGGCGGUUCGGUCUAUCCCAGAGUAUGAGGAUAUCAACUUGCGAGUGAAGUGGCCCAACGAUAUUUAUUACAGCGAUCUCAUGAAGAUCGGUGGAGUUCUGGUUAAUUCAACACUUAUGGGAGAAACAUUUUAUAUCCUCGUUGGCUGUGGAUUCAAUGUGACGAACAGUAAUCCUACCAUAUGUAUCAACGACCUCAUCGAAGAAUACAAUAAGCAGCACAAGGCCAGCCUGAAGCCCUUGCGAGCCGACUAUCUGAUUGCUAGGGCCGUAACGGUGCUGGAGAGACUAAUCGACAGGUUUCAGGACCAAGGGCCCGACGGCAUUCUUCCUCUCUAUUAUAAAUACUGGGUGCAUAGUGGUCAGCAAGUCCGCCUGGGCAGCAGCGAGGGGCCACAGGUGUCUAUUGUGGGCCUCGAUGAUUCCGGGUUCCUGCAGGUUCACCAGGAUGACGGUGGGGUUGUGACGGUGCAUCCAGAUGGCAACUCCUUCGACAUGCUGAGAAACCUCAUCGUGCCCAAGCGACAAUAACACCUCCGUGUGUCCGCACACAGCUUGGGUCUGGCGCAGCAGCAGGCCUCCACGGGAAGCCGCUCCUGGGCUCUGAGUGGGUGCACUCUGCUUGCAUAACUGUUGUCUCUGCCUGCCUAGGGCCUGGGAAGCUAAUGCAGAGGCAGAGGCCAGUGACCUUUGUUAAUUCUUCAGGUUGUGGGUUCCCUGCCCCCACCCUCUCCUCACCCCAGGGAUUGUUUUGUUUUGUUUUUAAAAUAUCUGUGGUUUUAUUGGGUGUUUGAAGGUGAGGAUUGACUGACAGGUAAGGAAGAGUCAGUUCAGCCUAGGAGUUUAGUUUGCCUUGUGCAGUGUAGAAGUACUCUUCUCCAUGUGGGCUUGGAUUUGUGUGUACUGGGGGGGGAUGAGGAGCAAGGGUUGGGAAUAGCCAUGAGAUGGUACAAAUAUAUCCCAAGGAGCGAAGGCCUUUAGCCCUCUGCUGUUAAAGCAAUGAACGCCCACAGCUCAGGUAAACGCUCAGCGCUGUCCCAGAACACACACAUUGGAUUGUUACUGUUUUCCUUACUCAGGUUGGGCUUCUUGUGGUAGCCUGGAACACAGGACUGAAGGAUAGCCUCAGAAAUGCUGCUAGCCAGCAUUAGCGCCCUUCCUAGGGUCCGAUCUGUCAAGUUUUGGAGUUUAAGCCAUGAUGGCAGCUUCCUUGGAGGCAGAGGCUUGCCCAGGCUGAUGGAGAUGUGGGCUCACCCUCUGAUCCACACAAGGCGGGGUUCUUGGAGCUUUUAAGCUGAUUAGCCACAGGCUCUGUUUGUUAGAAGUGGUGCGUCCCCAUAAGCCUGUGUUCUCAAGCAGGGCCGAGUGUAGUGCUGCACUGUACGUCGUGACUUUCUGCCCCUUAUUUCCUAAUGUCAUGAAAGAGAGAGAGAGACUGACACAAAAUGCCAUCAGUUUGGAGAGAUGUAUGCACGUGCAGUGCAUGCCUGAUUGCGUGCGUGUGCCUGUGCGUAUGCAUAUGUGUGUGGGGCAGGGAAGGGCUUUAAAAGGAGAUGUUCAAAACUGGAUGAGCUAAAAGUCUCCGUGGAAGAACAAAGGAAAGGAAGCCUUUCUAGGUUUGUGUCUCCAGAUGUGCUCCGUGCUUUUCCAUGUACCUCCCGUCUCUGUGGAGCUUGUGAAUCAUACCCAUCGCUGCCCAGCCUGAAAGAACUAGUUCCUGUCUGCCCUCCUGCUUCCUGCCACUUCCACUGAAGUGGGUGGAAAGGAAACGACAGAACAGAGCACUCAGCUUUGAACAAGAUCCUCAUCAUAAACGAGUACCAUCUUUAUCCAGCUUACGUACUCAGGCCAACUCCAGAAAGCAGAGGUUUUCAGGAUAGAAAGCCAUCCACCCUGAGCCUGGCACAGACAGCCCCGUUUGAAGCAGAACCAACAGGUAAACAACACCGACCUGACACGUGUUUGAGGGAAUAUGACUUUAAAAGAACUUGAAAGUAACUUUUUUUGCAAACAGGACUUUGAUUAAAAUUUUUCUCAAGAGAAAAAUAUAUAUAUAUGUUUUAGUUCCAAUAUUUUUUAAAAUUCAUGCAAGUUUAAAUAAAAUUGUACACCACCCAAAAUUACAAGAUGACGGGCCCUUGAGAGAGCGUCUGUAAAAUAUCAUCAAGAACAAAGAUCUGCAGGCUUGAUGUCGCAAAGCUUCAUUUCUCAGACUUUGUAAUAUAAGGCUGUUCAUCUCUCAGGACCGCCAUCAUUACAUUUUAAAUUUCUAUGGGGAUUAUUUAAUGAAAAACACGCUCUGUUUUAUUUUAAGCUGAAGGCCUAUUCUGGAUAGUUCUACUUUGGGGAAAAAAUGUUAUCAUUUAAUUUCUUUUCUGUAAGUUAAAACUAGUGAAGUGUGGUCAUAUCAGAACAGACAGACAUGUUCUGGGCAUGCUGUUGGUCUUGGAGUAGUUAGAGGACUUAGGGUGUUCUUGCUUAUACAGACAUGACACUCCUUGUGUUGAGAAACAAAAUAGCCUGAGGCAGAUGCUGCAUUUCCCAUUAGCCUGACUUUGCCUCACAUGAACCAAAGACUUCAGAUUCCACAUCGUAGAGAGCAUUCUGCUGAUGGAGGUGUGAAGGCUCCCACCGUACCUGUCACAUGUGAGGGUAUUUACAAAACUCAGCAUCCGGGAUCUCCAGGAACUUUACAAGUCUCCUAGUUUUGCUGCCUCCUAAUCUUGAGGCAUGGCCACCUAACUCCGAAUCUGCCAUAGAGCAGGUUACUCCUAGUGUAAAUCUGCUUAUAUAUCUACGCCUGGCUGUUGGUGUAGCACCAACAUAGCAAAACUAGGUUUCACAUGGCGCAGCUGAAGCGAUGAAGGAGUCCUUACAGGGAGGGCUAGAAGCGACGGACCUGUGUCCUGUGGAUCUAUCUCACCACGAGGAAUGAUGGGACCCAGCGUGGAAGUAGUGCCGUGUCAGAGGCUUGAACAAAUACACACCCAGUGAGGAACAACAGAAGUCUGGAGAUCCCCCACGCCUAGGACACAGUGUGGUAGUCCCUGGCCUGGCUCACCUAACGCUUCCAGAAUGCAGGAGUCUUAGGGUCUCUGCUGCCCUGACAGACCAGAAAUGGGACAUCCUCAUUCCUGGCUCAUCUCUAUGCAUCUUUGAAAUAAACAAAAAUGUAAACCUUUGCUAUUUUUUUUUUUUAUUUUUUAGCUUUUCAAAGAAUCAUCUCUGAAAAGAAUUACUAUAAACCCAUGCCUAUAAAGUAAUUCUACCAAAAUAAACUUAGGAUUUUGACUGCUGCUCCAGUCCGUUCUUGCGUACCCCAGUUCAUUAAGAAUGGCCACUAGCUUCUAGCUGCACUGUUUUUAUUUGAUAUUUAAACAUGCUUUCAUAACAAAGAUCAUGUGUAAGAAUUCAGCCAUCUGGGACUUUGUGACUUUUUAUGUAUUUUUGGCAGAAAGGAUAUCUUACUAGUUCACAAAGGCUCAAAGUACAAACAUCUUUUAACUGAAAUGAGCGCUUGCCGACUCUGUCCUUUCCAGGUAUUUCCGCUAUGAGAACUGAUCAACUUUCAUUAAAGAGACUUCUGUCCUGA
This is a messenger RNA of Mastomys coucha (southern multimammate mouse), 5722 nucleotides long. It is a transcript of the gene Hlcs, whose product is annotated as holocarboxylase synthetase. The record is from RefSeq and is a predicted model, not a curated record. The coding region runs from base 31 to 2661 and encodes 876 amino acids. Gene Ontology annotation, molecular function: biotin--[biotin carboxyl-carrier protein] ligase activity. The transcript has 11 exons. Gene Ontology annotation, biological process: protein modification process. NCBI's taxonomy places the organism in Eukaryota, Metazoa, Chordata, Mammalia, Rodentia, Muridae. Gene Ontology annotation, cellular component: cytoplasm.